Messenger RNA from Salmo salar (Atlantic salmon), 9425 nucleotides. Its product is annotated as glutamate receptor ionotropic, NMDA 2B. Gene Ontology annotation, cellular component: membrane. Gene Ontology annotation, biological process: monoatomic ion transport. The record is from RefSeq and is a predicted model, not a curated record. NCBI's taxonomy places the organism in Eukaryota, Metazoa, Chordata, Actinopteri, Salmoniformes, Salmonidae. Gene Ontology annotation, molecular function: ligand-gated monoatomic ion channel activity; signaling receptor activity.
UAAGGCAGAUGGAGGUGCCAGUUGUACGUUCUCUCUAGCUCUGGGUAGUACCUCACCAUGCUGCCUGUUUGACACGUUUAACAGUUGUCCUGGAGAAGGCUUUACAUCUUAAAUAACCGGAAGGCUCCUGUUUUUGGCAGAAAAGGAAGAGAUGAAGAAGAUUUGUAACAGUUGGAGAAAUUACUGAUAACCCUCCUCUCAGCUCACACAAACCGCAAAAACGGAAGGCUUUGGAGUAUUCAAUUUUUUCUUUCGUUGUAUGUUUUUUCUCUUCCUUAUCGUGGUGCUGGGAGGUGCUUCAUCUUUUCAUAUAUUCGCUCUCUCCAUCAUUUGCCUCCUCAUUUAUUUCUCCAUCUACCUGCUGUACAAUUUCCUCUAUUUAUGAGUGAGAGAGAGAGGAGGGGGAGUUUUUAUUUUUAUUUUGGGACUUUUUUUAUUUCCCUUGUCUCUUUCCUCUCUCCCUCCUCACCAUUUCAUCCCUUUUGAUCAUUAUUCCUUUCCUUCUCUCCUCUACCAUUUUCCACCAAUUCUCCACAGCACAUUCCUAUCCCUCUCUUUCUCUGUCUUUAAACUCAGAUGUAAAUUAACUUGGACUGAAUUUUUUAAAGAAAGAGACAACUAAACAACAACUCUUCUUCAAUGACUCCUUUUCCCCCAUUUCCCUUCUCUUCCUCCUCUGGUCCUUCCUCACCCACAUCCUAUGCAUCACAAUUUUGCGGGAUUCUUAAAUUGGUAACUCUAGGUAGGUUUACUAUUGUUUAGUGUCUGUCUAUCUGUCUGUCUGUGUGUGUAUUUGUGUGUGCUUUACGUAUACAUAAAACACACAUACACACACACUCACACACUAAACUAUGGCGAAAGGAGAGAGAUUAUAUCUGGUACUCAUAGUCAGUUGAUGUUGGUCUCACAAUUCUCCCAUGCCCAUUCUUUCGCCGCGUCGGUUCAGUCAAACUUCAUCCAUUUUUAAUUGUUGUCUUUGAGGAAUACAGUUAUCUAUCUUGGCGUUUUCUCUGUCUCGCCUUAUACAUUGCAUUUCUCAUAUGUACCUGAUGCCAUUUUGAGUCUUAAUUGGAACAUUAGCACAAAAUAAUUACGUUUUGCCUGAAGUUUUGACUUGUGAUUUAGCAAACUGUGUAUUUGGACAGUAAACUUGAAAACUGCCAAUGUUGGGUAAGGUAUUAUUGGACCCCUAUGGUUAUUUCUGGUUGUUUGACAUAUCAUGGUUAAUGCUUGAUUUUCAAUUUCUUUCAUUCAGCUGGUCCAUCACCUGUAUUUAGCUUUCUCGCCCCCACCCACCCACUUGCCCUCUCUCUCUCUCUCUCUCUCUCUCUCUCUCACCAUGAAUUAUUGACACGCACACAUUACCCAAAAGUAAUAAACGUCCCAUACCAAUUUCCCUUUUAGUAUUCAAUUCCAUUUGUUUCUGCAUCUUUCAUUUAGCGGACCCCUCCUUAUUUCGGUUUUAUGUUUUUUCAACUAGAAAGGACAAUUCUCCAUUAAUUGUCUCUAAAGCUGUUUCUUCCCCUUCCUUGUAUUUCACCUCUCUUGUAUCUCAAAAGGCACGUAAAUCAGGAAAGACUUCCGGGCUUAGUUGUUGAAAAGUAGAUUAAAAAUCUUGUAAAGCCUUGGCUUGCGACACAUCUGAAGACCGCUGUUCACAGUGCGUGUGUAGGUUUGAAAUAGUGACAGACUGAUAGACAGAUAAGAAUAGAAAUCAGUAGGAGAAGAAUGUUGUUCAUUUCAUUGCUCUCCAUCGCUCUCUGUCAAAUUCCCCUCUUUUUCUAUGAUGGUUCUUCUCAGCGUCUGAGUUGUAUGUCUUAUGGGAGGUCCCUUUUCAGUCAUCAGCAUCACCAGUUCAUCCAAAAUAAGUUAUUAAUGUAACACACACACACACACACACAGUUUAUGACAAACAAUUUCAAUCAAUAGCAUUUACAUCUUCAACUUUUGUCUUUUUUCUUCUUCUUGUGAAUUGAAAAGGGGGUUCAAUUCAAACAAACACCCCAUGCUUAUUGCUUUGAGUGAGAUUUCACCAUGAAGGACUAAGGAACCCACACCACAUUUUGUGUUUUCAAGUGGCAGCUCUGUCUUUACUGUUGUCCCACUCCUCUGAUCACCACUAAAUUAAUAAUGAGUUACAGACAAGAGUUAAAUAGUCUUGACAAAGACCGAACGUACAGACAGAUGAUGGUGACUAAAUAGACGAGGGGAGCGACAGAAGAAACAGAAAAAGGGAAGGAGGAAGAGACGCUCUAAUCUCCGCAUUGCCACGGCAACCGUUGUUCACACACUCACACACGGAGUUGUCAGAGGAAACCUCGUCGCGCUGUAUCAUCCAGUGGAAGAAGACGGGAGGAUGAGUCAGACGACAAGAGACGAAUGAGAGAGCGCCUCGCCCCUCUCCAUCUCUUUCUCCAUUCGUCAUUUCUCAAUUUCUUUUUUUGAUUUCUCCUUACACACUCAAACUUGACAAACGCACACUCCUUCAAUCCAGGUGCUCAUCACUCACUCCAUAAGCCCUCUUCACGUCUACUCCUCUCUGCACGGCUUCAUCUGUUCAUCCUUCCCUCCACCCGGUGCUAUGAGAGGAGUAGUUGAGUCCCAGACCACACCACCAUGCCAGUUCUGAAGAGUAGAGAGGAGAUCUGGGCUGGCAAUGUACAAGGUACUACAUUUACACUCCUCCACGAUGCUUGUCAGCCUCCUCUCCCCCUCCCCACUCCAGGACAGGCGCGUCACCUCCUCCUUCCCCCCCUCCUCCUCCCGAACACACUUCUUCCCCUCAUCAGCACCCUCGGUUGGCCCUUCCCUCCCUCUCCCUCCCUCUCUCCCUCUCUCUCCUCCUCCUCUUCCUAUUCCUUCUGCCCAUCUGCGAGUCGGCGCGGUCACCUGGGAGGGGUGGAGCUGGUCAGGGCGGAGGAGCACCAGGAGGUGCACACGGGACGGGAGGAGCAGGAGGCGAGAAAGGAGGCCAGAGGGGCACAAACCUCAUCCCCCCUCACUACCCCCCUUACUACCCCCCAGUAUCCCCUGCCCGGCCGCCUGCGCCCCCCCUUACCUCCCAAAGUGGCCUCCUCUCUCAGCAUCGCCGUCAUCCUGGUGGGCAACUCUAGCGAGGUGUCGUCCACCUACGUAGAGAAAGAGGAGUUCCUCCAUGUACCCCACCCUACCAAAGUCCAACUGGAGACCAUGAACGACACGGACCCCAAGAGUAUCAUCAACCGCAUCUGCACCCUGAUGACCAACACCUGGCUGCAGGGGGUGGUGUUCGGGGACGACACGGACCAGGAGGCCAUCGCCCAGAUCCUGGACUUCAUCUCUGCCCAGACACACAUCCCCAUCCUGGGCAUCCGAGGAGGCUCCUCCAUGGUCAUGGCUGCCAAGGACGACCACUCCAUGUUCUUCCAGUUUGGCCCGUCCAUAGAGCAGCAGGCCUCCAUCAUGCUGAAGAUCAUGGAGGAAUACGACUGGUACAUCUUCUCCAUCGUCACCACCUACUACCCCGGAUACCAGGACUUUGUCAAUAAAAUCCGGAGCACCAUAGAGAACAGUUUUGUGGGCUGGGAGCUAGAAGAAGUCCUCCUGUUGGACAUGUCUGUGGAUGACGGAGACGCUAAGAUCCAGAACCAGAUGAAGAAGCUGCAGAGCCCUGUCUACCUGCUUUACUGCACCAAGGAGGAGGCCUACACCAUCUUUGAGGUGGCAAACUCUGUGGGACUGACGGGAUACGGGUACACCUGGAUCGUACCGUCGCUAGUGGCCGGCGACGCCGAUAAUGUCCCCGCCGUGUUUCCCACAGGGCUAAUUUCGGUGUCGUAUGACGAAUGGGACUACAGUUUGGAGGCUCGGGUGCGGGAUGCAGUGGCUGUCAUCGCCAUGGCAACCUCCACCAUGAUGCUGGACCGGGGGCAACACACACUGCUCAAGUCUGGCUGCAACGAAACCCCUAACAAGAAGGGCUCCAAACAAGGCAACUCCAAUGAAGUACUCAAGUAUCUGAUGAACGUGACGUUCGAGGGACGUAACCUGUCGUUCAGUGAGGAUGGAUACCAGAUGCAUCCCAAGCUGGUCAUCACCCUGCUAGACAAGCAGAGACGCUGGGACAAGGUGGGUAAGUGGGAGAACAGCUCCUUGUCCAUGAAGUACCACGUGUGGCCCAGGUUCGAGCUGUUCUCCGAUGGGGAGGCCCGGGAGGACGACCACCUGUCCAUCGUGACGCUGGAGGAGGCUCCCUUUGUCAUCGUGGAGGACGUGGACCCCCUCAGCGGCACCUGCAUGAGGAACACCGUGCCGUGCAGGAAACAGCUUAAAAUACUCAACCAGACAGUACCUGGCCAGUACACCAAGCGCUGCUGUAAAGGUUUCUGCAUCGACAUCCUGAAGAAGAUCGCCAAGCAGGUCAAGUUCACCUAUGACCUCUACCUGGUCACCAACGGAAAGCACGGCAAGAAGAUCAACGGCACCUGGAAUGGAAUGGUCGGGGAGGUGGAGCAGAAGAAGGCCCACAUGGCCGUGGGGUCACUCACCAUCAACGCGGAGAGGUCUGAGGUCAUUGACUUCUCCGUGCCCUUCAUCGAGACGGGGAUUAGUGUCCUGGUCUCCCGUAGCAACGGCACUGUCUCCCCCUCCGCCUUCCUUGAGCCUUUCAGUGCGGACGUGUGGGUGAUGAUGUUUGUGAUGCUGCUGCUCGUGUCGGCGAUUGCUGUGUUUGUGUUUGAGUACUUCAGCCCGGUCGGCUACAACCGCUGCCUGGCAGACGGACGAGAGCCCGGUGGCCCCUCCUUCACCAUCGGCAAGGCCAUCUGGCUGCUGUGGGGCCUGGUUUUCAACAACUCUGUCCCCGUCCAGAACCCUAAAGGCACCACCAGUAAGAUCAUGGUGUCGGUGUGGGCCUUCUUCGCUGUCAUCUUCCUGGCCUCUUACACUGCCAACCUGGCUGCCUUCAUGAUCCAGGAGGAGUAUGUGGACCAGGUGUCGGGCCUCAGUGACAAUAAGUUCCAAAAACCCAACGCCUUCUCCCCGCCAUUCCGUUUCGGAACGGUGCCCAACGGAAGCACGGAACGGAACAUCCGCAACAAUUACCCGGAGAUGCACCAGUAUAUGACCAGCUUCCACCAGAAGAAUGUGGACGAGGCCCUGGCAAGCCUCAAGGGAGGUAAAUUGGAUGCCUUCAUCUACGAUGCUGCUGUGUUGAACUACAUGGCCGGGAGGGACGAGGGCUGUAAACUGGUGACCAUCGGCAGCGGGAAGGUGUUCGCCACCACCGGUUACGGCAUCGCCAUCCAGAAGGACUCUGGCUGGAAGAGAGCAGUGGACCUGGCCAUCCUCAUGCUGUUUGGCGAUGGAGAGAUGGAGGAGCUGGAGGCUCUGUGGCUGACGGGGAUCUGCCACAACGAGAAGAACGAGGUGAUGAGCAGCCAGCUGGACGUGGACAACAUGGCAGGCGUCUUCUACAUGCUGGGGGCGGCCAUGGCUCUGUCGCUCAUCACCUUUAUUGCCGAGCAUGCCUUCUACUGGCAACUGCGCUUCUGCUUCAUGGGCUACUGCACCGGCAAGCCAGGCUUUACCUUCUCCAUCAGCAGGGGCAUCUGGAGUUGUAUCCACGGGGUCCAGAUCGAGGAGAACAAGUCGGCCAUGGACUCUCCAUCGGCCACCAUGAACAUGAACAUGAACAACACCCACUCCAACAUCCUGCGACUGCUCCGCACAGCCAAGGACAUGACCGCCAUCCCGGGGGUCAACGGCUCGCCGCACACGCACGGCGCCCUGGACUACGGUGGCCACCACCGUGGCGGCGGCGAGUCGCCCAGCAUCUACGACAUCUCCGAGCACCGGCGCAGCUUACAAGAGCGCAAGGCCCCGCCACCGCCCUACCUGCCCGAGGACAACAUGUUCAGCGACUACAUCAGCGAGGUGGAGAGGACUUUUGGCAACUUGCCCCUGAAGGACAACAACCUGUACCAGGACCAUUACCUGCACCACCACUCAGGCCCGGGACCCGGGCUGGCUCUGGGUAUGUCCGGCCCCCCGCCUAACAGGCCGAGUAGCUUAGGCAGUACCAGUUCAUUGGAGGGAGGGAUGUUUGAUUGUGACAGUUUAGGGGGAGGGGUAGCGCCCAUAUUCACCACACAGCCCCGCGUUGCCUCCCUGACUCACAGGAACACCAAUAAGUUUGACCUGAUCGCCGGCCACACCUCGGCCUCCGGUCAGCAGGGGGGUCAGUUCAAGUCGAACGACCUCUACGGGAGGUUCUCCUUCAAAGGCGGGGCGUCCAGUUCUGGGUUUAUCGACAGGGGCGGUCACGACAGGUACUGCAUGGGUGGAGGAGGAGGGGGUGGCGGGGGCGGGGGCGAUGAUGUGUCGGAUAUCUCCUCACACACCAUCACCUACGGCAAUCUGGAGGGCAACGCCAAGAGGCGUAAACAGUACAGGGACAGCUUGAAAAAGAGGCCCCACUCAGCCAAAUCCAGACGGGAGCAGGACGAGAUUGAUUACCGGAGGCGAGCCCACCACCAUCACACCGUCCACCACCACUUCUCCCGCGGGCCCCUGGGACACCGCUCGGCCUCCCCACCCCUGGUCCCCUCUGAGCGGAAGAGAGGAGGAGGUGGAGGAGGUGGAGGAGGAGGGGGUAACUCUUCACCUUACUUAUUCCGCGACAAAGAAAAUCUGAGGGAGUUCUACGCGGAGCAGUUCCAUUCCAAGGAGGGCUCUGCCAAGUGGGAGCAUCUGGAUAUGUCCGACGGGCCUUGUCCGAUGGGCGGUAGGGGAGGAGGAGUCGGUGGCGGUAGUAGUGGUAGUGGCAUUUGUAAGAGCCUAGUGCCCGUGGAGGAUUUCCUGAAAGGUAACAAACCCAAGAAGUCAGAGGGCAAAAGUGGCGUAGUCGGAGGAAUGGGCUUGGGGUCAUCAGGGCAACAGGCCCACACGUGUUGGGAGAAGAACAUGUCUGAAGUGGGGGGUGGAGGCAUAGCAGGGGGUGACUGGGAGUGUCGGAAUCACAGUGGUGGUGGCGGGGGAGGAGGAGGGAAGUCCAUCUCUCACCAUGGACCAGGGGGCACCUGUACGCAUGGGAGCGCUAGUGGCGGAGGGGGAGGAGGGGGUGGGAGCGCUAGUGGCGGAGGGGGAAAUAGUCGUCCAAGCUCUGCUACUUGCAAACGGUGCGAGUCAUGUAAGAAACCAGGCAACCUGUAUGACAUCAGUGAAGAUAACCUCAUAUUUAGCCAGAUGGGGGGUGGAGGGGGGAAGAGUGGUGACGCUGGGGGUGCUGUCCAAUCACAAAGUCAUGCACAGCGCAGGAAGCUAGGGCCAGGUGGGCGGGUGUUACGGAGGCAACACUCCUACGACACAUUUGUGGAUUUGCAGAAGGGGGGGGACGGCGGACGCAUGGGCGGGGGUGGAGGAGGAGGUGGGGGAGGAGGGGGAGGAGGGGGGCAGCUCCUCCCGCCCAGAAGCGUGAGCUUGAAAGACAAAGACCGCUACAUGGAGGGCGUUAGCCCAUACGCCCAAAUGUUUGCCCAGUACGCGGAGAGGGACAGAGAUAGUCCCUCCUUUUUCAAUCGGGGUGGUAGUGAGCGGGAGAGGGCGAAAGGAGGCUCCUCCUUCAGUUUGUUCCGAGGCGAACGAGGCGAAGGUGGGUUGCACCGUCGGUCGGUGGGGGAGAAAGACAUGAGGGACAGGGAUAGAAGAAUGAUGGGAGGUGGAGGUGGAGGUGGUGGGGGCGGUAGUGGCAAAGGGGCCGGGACUUACUCCUUGUCUAAAUCUCUCUACCCAGAUAAGGUGACCCAGAACCCCUUCAUCCCAACCUUCGGCGACGACCAGUGUCUAUUACAUGGCGGCAAACCGUACUACGUCAAAAUGUCUCCACAGCAACAGCAACAACCGCCACAGCAUCUCCUCAACAACAGCCGUGGGGACUUCCGAGGCUCCAUGGGGGUGCCUUCAUAUUUGCCGGCGUCAGCCACGACGGGGGUCAUGUCCAACGUGACCCCCAGGUUCCCCAAUGAUCUGUGUCUUGGGGGAGGGUUGGGGGGGCCCAUGGGGAACCACCAUGGCCCCAGACUGGGAGGCAACAAGCUACUGCCGGUCAGGGACGGGGGGUUAGGGUUGGUGGGGCAGGGCGGCCAGAGACCCUUCAAUGGCUCGAGCAACGGCCACGUUUACGAGAAGCUCUCCAGCAUCGAGUCUGACGUCUGAAAGAAAGAGAUUGAGCUAGAGAACAGGAUAAUUGCUUCUCCGUCUGAAGAGAACGAAUAGACGCUACAUUGUGUACAUCGUUCUCAUAUUUCUAACUGAGGAAGGUUAGUUGGACAAUGGACACUGCGGACAGAGUGAAGGAGAGUGAAGGAACUGUCAAGUGUAACAGAAAGCGACACGACUUCUAAUGAGAAAAUGAAUGGAUUCUGCUGCUUGACUCUGAGACUGUGAGGGAGGAGGAGAGAAAUCUCUCCUCCGUUUCUCCUCUCCUUCUUCACUCCCUCUAAUCUUUCUCUCUCUUCCACUCGCCUGCUGUUCCUUACACCAAAACAAACAUUUUGCUUAGCUAUCAGAAAUACAAUCAAAUUAAUGAAAAAUCUAAUACUUUUCUUGAAGUAACAGGGUAAACUAACAAUAAUUGUAUUGAUAAUGUUGUUAAUGAUAUUAUUGAAUAUAAUUAAAUUGUUUAAGAUGUUCAGUUUGGGCUCGUUUUCUUUUUUUUUAAUAGUUCAUGUUGUUAUAUAUUUGUACUAUUGUUAAUUAUUUGCUAGGCCACCAUAUUACAGGAGACUAAUAGACUAUUUGUUAGGAAGAAAUGUUACUUAAGUACCAAUACUUUUAGGUUGUGUAAUUCAGAUGUCUUCUUAAUUCUUGAUUAUCCAUAUUUUCUGUUCUUGGAGUGCUGUGAAAAAGUAUACUGUAUGUGAAAGGCAUGAUUUGCUGAGUACAUUUUCCAUAUACUUGACAUCUUAUAGUGAAGGAGAAAGUACUUAUGUGGCAUCAUACUGGUUUGCAAUUUAGAUUUCUUGUUUUGCCUGGCAGUACGUCGGGAGUAGUGGUGAUCUCAGAUACCGAGCGGGAUGUGCCUUACUGAACUCACUACAAUCAUAAAGAUAUGAAGACUCCUCCUCCUAUCGGUAGAAAGGGUGUUCAUUCUGUGGACAAUUCAGUUAUUAACUAGUAAUUCAUAAAGUGCUUAUCAUGUUCUCUGAGAAUCCACUUAGCUGAGAUUUUGCUUUAAAUGAGAUCCACCCACCUGAAAGGAGAGAGAGUUGCAUCAUGGACGAUGUAGUUUUCCACUCGUUUCACUCGGGUGCUUGUCAAGAGGCUCUUAUCUCACCCUUUAGCUUUCCAUAAAUCAUUUGAUUUACCGUUUUAAAUCCCAACAUAUCACAAGUCCCCCUUAUAUACCCAAAGGUAAACUAUCAAUUACACUUAUUAUAAUUUUUGUG